Molecule: messenger RNA, 1776 nt
Organism: Lactuca saligna
Lineage: Eukaryota; Viridiplantae; Streptophyta; Magnoliopsida; Asterales; Asteraceae
Source: the annotation of a GenBank genome assembly
AUCCUCAUAAUUAAAAAAAAAAAAAAAAAAACCCUUAAAGACAAUCUACCAACCUCAGAAACUUUACAAACAUGAAUAUUAUUUUUCAUAUAUAAAUAUAACUUUAUAAAGAACCACCCCUUUUUCCGGAAGUCUUCUGGGAGGAAUCUUUGGAGAUCAAGGAAAGCGACCACCAAUCAGAUAAAUAUUUAUGUUCCAAAACACAAAACCACGUAUUAUCUCGUAUAUCAGGGAAGAAUCAAGGAUAGGAAAAAUGCCCGGAGAAGACUACGAAGAGGAAGAAGACCAGAUGCCAUUGCUGCAGACCUCAGCUCUUAAACUCACUGGAAACGUAUGGACAGCCCUAGCACAUUUGAUAGCUGGAGUGAUAGGGUCAGGGGUUUUAUCAAUGGCUUGGAGCAUGGCACAGCUGGGUUGGAUUGCUGGCCCACUAUCUAUUAUACUCAUCGCAUUCUUCUCCCUUGUGUCUGCCUUCCUUAUCAGCAACAUUCACCCUAGCAUUACCUUAAACCACUCCUACCUGCAGGCGGUUCACACGAUUUUAGGAUAUAAGAAUGGAUUGAUAUGUGGAUGCUUGGUAUACUUCAGUCUAUUCAAAACAGGAGUUGUCUAUGUAAUCACAUCCGGAAUCUGCAUGAGAGCAAUUAGGCAAUCGAAUUGUUACCAUGAAGAAGGGCAUGAGGGUGAUUGUGAAUACAAGAAUGAAUACUAUAUGGUUGCGUUUGGUGUUGUUGAAAUAGUGGCUUCUCAAAUACCCAACAUUUUUCAUACGAAAUGGCUCUCAAUUAUUGCUGCAGCCAUGUCCUUGACCUAUUCCUGUAUUGGAAUAGGACUUGGGAUAGCCCAAGUAAUAGGACAAGGGCGGAUUGAAGGGAGCAUGAAUGGAAUCUCAACUAGUAAUCCAAGUCAGAAAGUAUGGUUGGUUGGCGAAGCUAUCGGGGAUAUUUUAUUUUCGUUUACAUAUUCAUUAAUCCUUCUUGAGAUACAGAGCACUUUAAAGUCACCUCCGCCUCAAAAAGAGACCAUGAAGAAGGCGUCCACUAUUGGAGUCCUUAUAACUGCUUCCUUAUACAUCUGCUGUGGUGCAUCUGGGUAUGCAGCCUUUGGAGAUUCAACUCCUGGGAAUCUCUUGACUGGGUUUGGAUUCUAUGAACCGUAUUGGCUUGUAGACUUUGGUAAUGCAUGCAUUGUUGUCCACUUAGUUGGGGGUUAUCAGAUAUAUAGUCAGACAUUGUUUGCUAUUGUGGAAGGAUGGUAUGCGGAAAAGUUCCAGAUAAUGACAAGGGAAAUGGAUGUUGGGAUUGGGAGUUUAAGAGUGAACCCUUUUAGGUUAUGUUUUCGAACUACAUAUGUUGUUUUGACAACGACAGUAGCGAUUUUAUUCCCUUACUUCAAUCAAGUCCUCGCCUUUUCAGGAUCAAUCAUCUUUUGGCCCUUGACCAUAUAUUUCCCUGUUGAGAUGUACUUUCUGUACAACAGGAUUCUCCCUUGGACAACCACCUGGAUUCUUCUUCGUAUUUAUACCAUUUUUUGUAUGCUUCUAACAAUUUUUACUUUCGCUGCUUCCCUUCAAGGAUUGAUUUCCAAAAGAUUUGGUUAGUAUUUUUCUCCAAAAUUAUAUACAUUACAUUUCACAAUACGGAUCCCAAGACCAGAUAACCUAUAGUACUUUUUCUUUUUCUUUUUCUUUUUGCUCCUUGUAGUUUUCAAAUAAACAGAAAUGGUCCCAGAGUGAGAAAAAGUUACAGAAAUAGUCCCUGUUGUUGUUGUUUUUUU